GCAACAACGGCCGUCACUAGCGUGAGAUGAGACCCUUUCCCCCAUUUCUCUCUUACAUAAGAUUAGUCUGAAAGAAACCACAAAAACAAAAUAAUAUGAAUUUUUGCUUUUUUUAUUAAUUAAUAAUAAUAAUAAUAAUAAUAAUAAUACUCUCCCUCCAAAAGGAAAAAAAAUGGUAGUUUUCGUUUGCGGUUGUUAAUGUGAUUGUUGUUGUUAUUGAUCAUGAUGUUGCUGUUCUUCCUUGUUUAACUUUCUCUUCUCUCUAAAAAUCUCCGCUCCCUCCUCCUCUCUGUCUUUUGUUUUGGCCUUUUCGAGGAUGGUGAUAUCACAGAGAGUUGAAUUGAUCUGUUAAGAAAGACAAGGGAAGAGAGAGAUGGGGGCUUGCGCGUCGAGACCUGAAGGCUGUGUUAGCCCAAAAUUAAGGUCUUCAAAGAAGAAGAACCGUAAAAGAAGGAAAAGCUGCUUGAAGAAACGAGUGUCUUCUCGGUUAUCUGAGGUAUCCUCCGAUAAGGUUGAUAGGCCUGCUCCACCUGAUCAUCACUCUUCCUUUACCAACCCAACUUGUCAAGGAAGCAUCGACGAGUGGUUUGAUCCAGUUGCAGUAUUUGACUCUGACUGUGAUGAGGAGUUUGAAAGUGUUCAGGAGGAUGUGCUAUCUUUAAAUGGUCUUGAAGGUAUCUCUAUAUCCAGUAUUUCAUCUCUAAAAGAUGCUAAUUGUGGAGAACAUUCUUCUUUAGUUGAUCAGAUGCAGAAACCAGGGGAUUUAUCAGCUGGAAAUUCUGCAUGCAACUCUGUUGGUGAGGUCACUAGAAAUUCAAAUAGUCAGGUCUUGAAUUCGGAGGAUGUUAAUUCCCAAUCAAAAUCUGAUGGGCCUUCAAACAAAGCAAAGCAACCUGUAUUCCUUGAUGAUAUUGCCUCCUCUGUGGAUGAAGGUUCUGGAAAGGAGGAAGGAUUGUUGGAUAACUGUGGCAUUCUUCCAAGCAAUUGUUUACCUUGUCUUGCAUCUACUGUUCCAUCAGUUGAAAAGAGAAGGUCACUCAGCUCUAGCCCACCAAGUGCAAGGAAAAAGAAUGCCUUAAAACUUCCAUUUAAGUGGAGAGAAGGGCAUCCCAAUGCGACCCUAUUUUCUUCGAAGAUGCUUCUUCAGAGGCCAAAAGCAGGCUCUCAAGUACCUGUAUGCCCUAUAGAAAAGAAAAUGUUUGAUUGUUGGUCUCAUAUUGAGCCGGGUACUUUCAAGGUUCGAGGAGAAAAUUAUUUUAGGGAUAAGAAGAAGGAUUUUGCACCUAACCAUGCUGCAUAUUAUCCUUUUGGCGUUGAUGUAUUCUUAUCUCCACGAAAAAUAGAUCACAUAGCUAGAUUUGUUGAACUCCCUGUUGUUAGCCAGUCUGGGAAACUACCAUCUAUCCUGGUUGUUAAUGUUCAGAUUCCAUUGUAUCCUGCUGCACUUUUUCAGAGUGAAACUGAUGGGGAAGGGAUGAGUUUUGUUUUGUACUUUAAGCUUUCUGACAGUUACUUGAAGGAGCUUCCGCCUCACUUUCAAGAAAACAUCAGGAGGUUAAUUGUUGAUGAAGUUGAGAAGGUUAAAGGAUUCCCUGUAGAUACAAUUGUCCCAUUUCGAGAAAGGUUGAAAAUAUUGGGUCGUGUUGCAAAUGUGGAAGAUCUUCAUAUGAGUGCAGCUGAGAGGAAGCUUAUGCACGCAUAUAAUGAAAAGCCUUUUCUUUCACGUCCACAGCAUGAAUUCUACUUGGGAGAAAAUUAUUUCGAGAUUGAUAUAGAUAUGCACAGAUUCAGUUACAUCUCUAGGAAAGGUUUUGAUGCAUUCCUAGAUAGGCUAAAGCUCUGCAUCUUAGAUGUUGGCCUCACAAUUCAGGGGAAUAAACCUGAAGAGUUGCCAGAGCAGAUCUUAUGUUGUAUACGGUUAAGCGGCAUUGACUAUAUGAAUUACCACCAACUGGGCUUAAGUCAAGAGCCCUCUGAUUUAAGUGCUGAAAUGUUGUAACUCUUGUAGCUAUGAUCCAAAAAAUGGCUAAUUUCAGAGAAAUUUCUACGCCUUGUUUGUUGGUACUAGAAUUUCUGAACUCAAUAGCCAGAGACAACAAGUGGACUUCUUCACCUGUUUGUCUCCCUACUCAGAUGACAUUUAGAGCUUAUAGUCACCGGUGUGGUGGUCAAUGUGUUUGGUAACAAAUGCAAAUCAGGAGGGUUUUGGUCAAAAUUCGUUCACUGGAUGGCGAUGAGUUUAACCAGAUAAGCAUAUGCGCGAAUAAUAACUUGUACAAACAGAUAGUAUGGUCAUAGGAACUUAAAAGAAAAAGAAAAGAAAAAAGACCAAAGGUACGCCCUUUGAGAUCCUUUUACUUA
Messenger RNA from Theobroma cacao (cacao), 2361 nucleotides. RefSeq lists its product as uncharacterized. The record is from RefSeq and is a predicted model, not a curated record. Lineage: Eukaryota; Viridiplantae; Streptophyta; Magnoliopsida; Malvales; Malvaceae.